Messenger RNA from Manduca sexta (tobacco hornworm), 1249 nucleotides. RefSeq names its product delta(3,5)-Delta(2,4)-dienoyl-CoA isomerase, mitochondrial. Lineage: Eukaryota; Metazoa; Arthropoda; Insecta; Lepidoptera; Sphingidae. The coding region runs from base 101 to 1015 and encodes 304 amino acids. Gene Ontology annotation, molecular function: delta(3,5)-delta(2,4)-dienoyl-CoA isomerase activity. Gene Ontology annotation, cellular component: mitochondrion. The record is from RefSeq and is a predicted model, not a curated record. The transcript is spliced from 9 exons.
GCCAAAAUGACAACUGACAAGUGAUACAAUAUUUUGUGUUUACUUUUUAGACUUUGCCCUUUAUGUUUUUCAUUUGUUCUUAUUAAUUUUUUAUUUAAAAAUGUCGGUUAUUAUAAAAACACUUGUGCUAAACCAAACUAGGAAAUCCGUCGGUAGUUUCCUGCGCCGGACAUAUUCCUCGGAAGUUCCCCAAUAUGAAACAUUAGCUGUAUCUGUGCCCAAAAAACAUGUGUUUCACGUAGAACUCAACAGACCAAAGAAAUUAAACACAUUAAACAGGGCUAUGUGGAGGGAGCUGAAUGAGUGUUUUUCCACAUUAAGCAACAACUCUGAGUGCAGAGUGAUUGUUCUCUCUGGACAAGGCAAACACUUCACUGGAGGUAUAGAGUUACAAAGUCUAGUAGAGUUGGCAUCGGAAGCGGACGAUCUACCCGAUGUGGCGCGGAGGGCCAGGUUCCAUUAUGGGUUCAUCAAAUUUGCACAGGACGGCAUAACGUCGCUGGAGAAGUGCGUGAAGCCGGUGCUGAGCGUCGUACACAACGCGUGCAUCGGGGCCGGCGUGGACCUCAUCACCGCGGCCGACAUCCGGUAUUGCACAGAGGAUGCGUGGUUCCAAGUGAAGGAAGUGGAGGUCGGUUUAGCGGCUGAUGUCGGCACGUUGCAGAGGCUGCCCAAGGUGGUGGGCAACACUUCAAUCGCCAGGGAGUUGUGUUUCACGGGCCGGAAGUUCGACGCCAAGGAGGCAAAGGAAAUCGGGCUCGUCAGCAAAGUGUUUCCAGAUCAAAAAACGGCGCUGUCGCACGCGCUGGAGGUGGCGGAGGGCAUCGCCGCGAAGAGUCCGGUGGCGGUGCAGACCACCAAGCUCAGCCUCGUGUACUCGCAGAGCCGGCCCAGCGACGACGGACUCGAACACAUCCGACUACUAAAUUCUGUGAUGAACCAAGGAGAAGAUCUUCCCAAAGCCGCCAUAGCGCAGGCGACCAAGAGCCCGCCGCCGGAGUUCGACAACUUGUAACCUUAUUUUCAUUGGGUUAAGUAUCAUUUUACAACGCAUUCAAAACAUAAAAAAUAGUGUGAAAAAAAAUACUUGUAACCUUAUGUCAAUACAUUAAGUACUAUUUUAAUUAUAACUCCUGUAUAUACGAAUACUUUGGAAAGGUAAUAGAAAGAGAAUACUUUAACCCAAUGUUAAUUACAUUAAGGACCUUUCACAAUACACUUAAAAUCUGGGAAAAAAUUGUUUGUUUUG